AUGGGGCGCCCCCUUGAGCACAGGGUAUGGGUGGAGGAUACCCCGAUCCCGGUAGGGGCCCAUAUGAAAUACUUGGGCCUCACACUGGACGGCCGUUGGAGUUUCAGGGAGCACUUUUCUCGUCUGGCCCCCAGAUUGGGCAGAGUAGUUGCGUCUUUAAGUCGUCUGCUUCCCAAUCUGGGAGGCCCUGACGGGAGAGUUAGAAAAAUUUUUGCCGGCACUGUGCAGGCGGUCGUCCUUUACGGGGUUCCUGUCUUUGCGGGCAGCAUGAUGGCCGACUGGCGCUUUCGACAAAUAAUACGCCAGCCACAGCAUCGAAUGGCCAUUAGAGUCGCCCGCGGCAACCGCACAGUGUCCGGAGUGGCGGCAGGAAUCCUGGCGGCUCUUCCCCCACUGGAGCUCCAGGCGAAAGCAUACGCCGAUAUGUAUGCACAAGAACGGUAG
Molecule: messenger RNA, 444 nt
Organism: Formica exsecta
Lineage: Eukaryota; Metazoa; Arthropoda; Insecta; Hymenoptera; Formicidae
Exons: 1
Coding region: 1-444 (147 amino acids)
Source: RefSeq, a predicted model, not a curated record